Anopheles nili is the source of this 370-nucleotide messenger RNA. RefSeq names its product SRA stem-loop-interacting RNA-binding protein, mitochondrial-like. Lineage: Eukaryota; Metazoa; Arthropoda; Insecta; Diptera; Culicidae. Gene Ontology annotation, molecular function: mRNA binding. Bases 10 to 291 code for a protein of 93 amino acids. The transcript has a single exon. The record is from RefSeq and is a predicted model, not a curated record.
UAUAUCAUCAUGUCUUCCACAACGGCUGCUGCUAGCACGAUUGCCCGUGGAGUUCAAAAGUUAUUCAUUGGCAAUCUUCCGUGGACGGUCAGUACGAAGGAGCUAAAAUCGUACUUUUCCAAAUACGGGCAUGUUCAUUCGACUAACGUGAUUUAUGACAAGACCACUGGAAUCAGUCGUGGGUACGGAUUUAUCGUGUUCAGUACGCGCGAGGGCUACACCAAUGCCACCAACAACAGAUUGCACGUUCUAGAAGGACGUGUUCUAGACUUACAGCCUGCCUCUUCAUGAAGGAAAAAGAAUAAGGGUGAUUUCACCACAAAUAAUAGAGAUAAAUGUUAAGCGCUAUAAUGUGAACAAUUUUUAUAUG